Papaver somniferum (opium poppy) is the source of this 957-nucleotide messenger RNA. RefSeq lists its product as uncharacterized. Bases 1 to 957 code for a protein of 318 amino acids. Lineage: Eukaryota; Viridiplantae; Streptophyta; Magnoliopsida; Ranunculales; Papaveraceae. The transcript has a single exon. Gene Ontology annotation, molecular function: RNA binding. The record is from RefSeq and is a predicted model, not a curated record.
AUGUGUGUUCCAUUUUUUGGGAAGGAUAUUGCCGAUGAGUUGCGGAAUACGUUUUCUCAGUUAUGUGAUUUUGAUUCAUCCCGCCAGGUUGCACGUGUUCAUGACGGAUAUGAUGCAAAUGCUUUACUAGAGCAGAUUUUUAAGAUUGCCAAUGAUAACAGUAUGGAGAAACAAACCGUUUUUAGUGAAAUAAUGGAAAUUGUUUCUAUCGGUCUCUUAAGAGGAAAUAUAAGAGAAGACCAGAUUGAGAAAACCGUACCAGAAGGAAAAACAAGGAUCAAAGAGUUGAUCAAGAAAUGGGGAUUUUAUACAAGAAAGAAUGCCAAGGAGAAAAGUAUUCUUGCCCCGAUGACUUUGACAUUUUCUAGAAUGAUUUUGUUAUUUCCUCAUUUUGCUAGUCUGAUAUUAUUUCGUAACCCUGUAAAGUUUGGAAACAGAUUUCCUGAUAAUUCAACAAGAUAUCCAGCCCAGACUUUCAAGCUUCCAAUAGCAAUGAAACAUUUGGGUUUUGGGGGACUUAUUCCUACUGGAGUAGGCAAUCUUCUGCAUAAUGAAAUUCUUGAGGUAGCUAGUUUGGCUUUUAUGGUGGAAUUUAGCAUUAUGGUCAAUCCUUCAUUCAACAAGACUUUUUUGGUCGCGUAUGAAGGUCAGAAACCUUAUAUGCAUGCUGCUAAGAACUGUGCAAUGCCGGGUAGUGAUAGAAUUGCCUUCUUGAUAAGUCUUGGAUUGGAUACUGUUGAAUCCAUCACUAGAAUUGUUGAAGUUGCUAAUUCUGCAAUGGUUGCUUGUGGUGCUAAAACUAGAUAUACCAUGAGUUCUUUCCAGCCAUUAACCCAAGGAACAAAGAUAAAGAUUAUCGAGGAUGAUACUCUUUAUGCUCAUGCUGUAGCAGGAGCGUCGGGAUUAGCUGCUGCUUACAUGGGUAAAACAGCAUCUUCUUCACAAGAGACUGGAUAG